Messenger RNA from Batrachochytrium dendrobatidis JAM81, 5568 nucleotides. RefSeq lists its product as uncharacterized. The record is from RefSeq and is a predicted model, not a curated record. Gene Ontology annotation, molecular function: protein binding. NCBI's taxonomy places the organism in Eukaryota, Fungi, Chytridiomycota, Chytridiomycetes, Rhizophydiales. The coding region runs from base 1 to 5568 and encodes 1855 amino acids. The transcript is spliced from 7 exons.
AUGUCAUAUCAGAACGAAAGUACAUAUGUGCCAAAGUUUGUAUCAAAACAAGUAAGAGCAUACUGUAAGAAAAAGCAGACAACUAAUGCAACAACCGAGUUGUUACAAAAGCAUGGAAUAGUUCCUUCUAAUGGGACUCGUCGAAGCUCUGAAAUGCCAAAUCCAAAUUCAAAUCCAAAUCCAGCACCUCUGGGAAGUCUAGUUUCUCUAGGAAAAUUGCGGGUACAAUAUUCAGGAUCUAUUCGUGAAAGCACUACCGAUGUACAUCCAAGUUUAUUAGGAAGCAAUGAAAGCAUGACUGAAUCCCUCACAUCAGAUUUUGGUAAUUUAGACGACCCGCCCGAAACAGAAGAGUCAAUUGGAGCGUGUGCAAUUAUUGAAAUGGUUGGAUAUAGUGCUCUUGUCGAACAGCUGUCAAAGUUGAGAAAUAUUCCAUCUCAACUCAUUGCUCGCUCACUAGAAAGUUAUCUUAGCAAGAUUUGCAGAAUGAUAGGGGAUACCAUUCAUGUGUACUGGCGAGCAUAUACUGAGCCAAAAGUAAGUUCAGUCGGCCAUCAAGAGUCGUGGGCUAAAAAUACUCAAAACUCGAGUGCUGACAACGAGGAUUAUUUCCAAGGAGAUUCUAAAGAAUUCCUAUUCAAUGACUCAAACAGAUCAAAUGCCAUCAUGUCUGCAAUCAUUUGCUGUACUCUCUGCGUCAACUUUCUUGGUGAAUCUGAAGUAUGGGCUCUCGAAGAUAUAUCUCCAGAAUUUUCCGGUCUUAAACUCGUUGCACGAUGUGUCAUUGGGUCAGGAAGUAUAAUUGAUGUGCAUGUUGGUGUCCGAGGAAUCCACAUGGAGCAUCUUUUAUUUGGAAGUGCCAUGACCACAGCAGUAGACUGCCUAAAAGACAAGAUUUUUGAGGGCGAAGUGGCUAUUGAUUGCAACUCUGCAUCUUUGGUGCAAUAUCAACUGAAACGACGCGGCAUCGUCAAGUUACGCCACGGAGAGCACUCUCAGAUUUUGUCGCCACCGGCCGUUGGAAUGGCUGAACUUCAGAACUCAGUGCGAUAUUUUUCCGAUAGUAUUAUGUAUGCCGACUCUACUACCGAACAUAUCCCUGUAUCCACUGUACUGGAGAGCUUUCUUACGGACGGAGCCGCAUUCCAUCUACGCGCUCUUCGACGCCAGCGAAAAGGGUUGUCACUGUUUGGAGGAUCAUGGACACAAACGAGUAUUGUUAUUGUGAGAAUCAAGCCACUUUCCAAUGAGAUGCCCCUUACAGAUCAACCCGAAAACGUUAGUCAUACUGUAUCAUCGGUGCUGAAAUAUUGCCAAAUAACUCGAGUGCCAAUGGAAAUUGUACUCCAGCAUUGUCGACAUCACGGCAUGAUUCUACAUCGAGUUGUUGCUCAUCCCGAUUUUUCAAUAUCGCUAGUAUGCGCUGUCGGCGGAGUAUGGUCAAAUCUUGAAAAUGAUCCAGAAGUGGUGGCUGUAAAAACAGCAUUGUCAAUUCGAGAAUCUAUCUUCAAAUCUUCAGCAAAUGGAAAAGUAUGUACCUCAUAUUUUGUUUCUUCUGGGCGGGCAUAUGAAGGACUUUUAAUCAAUAGGCAUAGAUGUGACUUUCGACUUGUUGGAAAAUUCACAACUAUUGGUCUUAAAAUGGAUACCAAGAUAGGGUACAUGGCAAUGGAUGAUUCAAUAUUGGUGGAUGAAGCAACAUCUGCAAGCUGCAAGUCUACUUUCCUUGAAGGAUUUUUGUAUCCAGUAUCUGCAGAGCGGAUUCCGCAAAUCUUUGCAAAUGAAUUCAAAAUUUCAACAUUCAUGGCGAUUGCUCCGUUCAAUACGGCUGCAUACACGUCAAAAUCAUGUAAAGGGGCACAGGAAACGGCAUCAGAUAAACCUACCAACACAGAUUCUAGCAUUGCUUUUCGUCACAAACUAGAACGAAUUCAACAAAUAUGCACUGAUGUCAUAACGUCCGAGGAUGCCAAAACCAUCUUGAUUGAAGGAUCUCAAGAAUGCAGAGAAUAUGAAGCGUUUCGACACCCACUGUAUCCAUAUACAAUUAUCAUACCACAAUUGUUUGAUUUGAUUGAUACCGUUUUACCCAACCAUAUAUUCAGCAGUUUUAAAAGUCGAAAUAUGCUAGCAAAAAACGUGCUCAAAUCCGCAAACAAUUUGGCUAAACAGGACAUUUCAACUAUGCAGACUGCACAAGCACUAAAUGCAUUAAAGAUUUCAAGACUGUUUCCGUCUUUGGCCGAGUCAUUGUCAAAACACAGCACCGAUCAGACUGAUAUUUCUACCUUGGAUUCUCAAAAUAAACUAGGCGUAUCCAUGAAUAAAUCUCACACCACUACAGCCAAUCUACCAGUUUCAGCCAAAAAAAGUAAAUUUUCAACAUAUUUUCAACGUAAAACUGCUGCGCAAGUAGUUCCUUUGGAAGAAAACAAGACGCUAGACACCCCAUUAAACCAAUCUGAAAUGAUUAAAUAUGGGGAAAUUCGCAAGAGCUCUAGAAUAAGCGUUCUUUCAGAAAAAGACUCGUAUAUUAGUCGAAAUGUGUCUGAAGCUUAUCGAAAUGCUCUCAUCAGGGCUGGUGAAGAUCCAGAUGUUACGCUUCCACUUUUAAAUGCUCUUAUUUUACCAGACAUUCCAGAUACCAAAGCUACUAAAGAUCUGAAACCAGACAAUCGAACCUUUUUGUUAUCUAGGCUGAUAGUGCGACUCAUUAAAAAGAUCACUGCAGUCAGGCAUCUUGCCAUUACUAUUGAUGAUGUACAUUGGAUGGACUCUGCAAGUUGGCAAAUCACUAUGCAUAUUAUUCGACAAUGUGAAAAGACUGUGAUUGUUUUGGCGGCAUCAGAGUCACCAGAUUAUCGUGCUGCGCUGAUUUCACAAGUUAAAAACAUGCCGCAAACAGAAGUAAUCGAGUUACGCGGCUGGUCAAAAAAUAGCAUUGAGAGAUACAUGCACACAUCGUAUUCCAGCAGAGCAAAGGAAAUUAGCGAGGAGAUUAUUGAUGUUAUUAAACUACAUUGCGAUGGCAACCCAUCUUUUAUCAAAAACAUGUCUCGUUAUAUCGUUGAAUCCAACCAUGUAACAUGUCAAGAUGGAAAAUUGGUUCUCAAUUUACCUCCCCAGGAACUUAUAACACGACUUCCAAGCUCCUUUUCUAAACUGAUUAUCUGGCAAUAUGACAAUAUACGAUCUAAAGAGUUUCAGCGAUUUUUACGCUGUGCUUCAGUGGUUGGCAGGCAUUUUUCUUUGGAGGAAAUUGCUGUUUUAUGGAACGAUUCGAGUGUACUUGGACACAUUGGAUCAGUUCAAGCAGAUGAUCAUCAACGACAGACAUCAAUUCAGCGUUUGGCAGCACUCAUUGUAGUCUAUGAUAUUUUUGGAAUGAUUGACAAGAUUGACAUCAAAUCUCGGCAAAAUGAUCCACAUUAUCCAUUCCAAACGGCGUAUAUGUUUCACCACGGCAUGGCUUAUAAAACAAUAUACACCGAAAAACUAAACGAACAAGAGCGCAAAAAUCGACAUUUAAAACUUAUUCGGUUUUAUGAGCGCAAUCUUUCUGACGAAAAUGAGCCUAUAUUUAUUCCAUUGAUUUGUCUUCAUCAUCAGAAUGCUGGUUUAUCUGAUCGAAUAUCUGUAUUAAAACGCAUCCAGUACAUGAUGAUGCUUGGAACAUAUAUUUGCGCGUCUGCUGAAGCCUACAUGGAGACUCGAGCAAUAUUUAUUGAAAUGGAUAAAAUCAUUGCAGACAUGAAUAUUGCUGAUGAACUGGGACCUGAAAUUCUUGGAGUGCUGCAUCUUCGACUUGGAGUUGCCUUUAAUCACGGUAAACUCGAGAAUAUCAACAGGACUCAAUGUUUGCGUCACAUACUAAUAGCCAUAAGUCUACUGAAUUACUCUUGGCCAAAAACAAAUGUGGAGUGGUGGGCAAUGGUAUUGAAGCAAAGUUUUAAAUGGAUGUGGAAAAUGCUGUUUAAUAUUAAACCUACUAUACAUUUGAUCAAUCACGAGCAAUGGGAAUUACUAUUCCACGAAAAACAUGUGAAAAAUAAGUAUUUGGACAGACUCGAGCAUUUGGAGCCCGCAAUAGCUUUAAUGUCCAACUACCUGUUUGAAACAGAUGCCAGACUACGAGACCAAAUUGCAUGCAAUUCUCUUCAUUUGAAUAUUUCGUACGGUCUAGGUCAUCACGUAGCAGAAGCUCGUAUUCGACUACUGAUCACAUACGCACUGAAAAUAUGGUUUUCUGGAAAGUUAAAGCUUGCUCAAUUUUUAGCAGAUCGAUCCAUAUCCCUACAGAAUCAGCUAUCCGAAAAUACAAACGACACUGUCACUAUUACAUACAGCACGUUGUAUUUGACAGCAUGCGGUAAUUGGACAGAUGCUCGGAAAUGGGCAAUCCGUGGCAUGGAGCUCUGCAGCCGUGUCGGUGAUCUUAAUGGCUGGUUGAUUUGUAGCCAUCAAAGAUGCUUUAUGCUGAUAUUUGAUGGCCACUUUAAAGAAGCAUUAGAACUUGAAAAGCAAAGAGGACACGAAUGUCGUAUAAGUGAUGCGACUAUAAAAGCAUUGUGGUCAGAUUCUGUUAUUGCUCAAAUUUCAGUGCUUCAGGGUGAUACAAUGGCAGCCCAUCAGUUUUGUGAAAAUAUGUCUUAUAACUAUAAAUCAGCACCACCUUCAUUACGUAUACAGUUUCAAGGCAUAUUUGCACAACUUGAACUUGCAAAGAAAAACUUUGACAGUUGUCUGGCAUGUGUGGAACAAAUCAUUGAGCUUAUUCCAAAACUUCAUUAUUCUAAUAAUCAAAUAUUUUACAGUGUGCUACUCAGCGUAUUGGCGAUGUAUUCCAUGACUGAGCAAAGCAACACCACAACCAUUCGAUCACGUCGAACAUAUCACCAGUUUUCUAAAACAGGCCGAUCCAAAGCAGUACAAAAAUCAUUGGCACGAGUAUUCACUAUGCCAUCGGAUCAAUUACUGAUAGAAAAUCAAAAUAUAUCGACCCGACCAGUGACACGUACAUUUACUCAAGACAACUAUGGUGCACAAAUAAAAGGCGUAUAUCGCAGAAUGAGCUUAGAUGUUGCCGAGGUGCCCAGGAGCCUAAAUAAUCGAUCAUCAUGCGAACCUAUGCCGUUGAAGAGCGUGCUUGGUAGUGUUCCAGCUACAUUUUCCAAAACACUAUCUACGUGCUCAGUAUCUGAAGAGUCUACUGCAUCAUUUAAUGUAGAUCGCAGUCGUAUUAGAUUGCUGGGAAUGAAAAUGAUCAGCAUUCUUCAGCCAUUUAAAGAGCACGCACUGUGUGAACCUAUGCUGUUGCUUACUCGAGGAUUAAUUCGUGUUUUAGAUGGAUCAGUCAUUUCAAGCCCAAUGGACACACCCUCGGCUUUACGCGACUGGGCACACCGAUUUGAGCCAAACAAAACAGGUGAUAUGCGCUUUAUGGUUGGAGUGAUGGCUAUAAAAAGCUGGCGAAUCAGUGGAGAAGUACAGGAAUACGAGCCAGAAAGGCAGCUAGCAACACAAAUAUUUGUCCAUCUUGGAAUAGAGAAUUGUUUAAAGAUUCUGUAA